Molecule: messenger RNA, 3068 nt
Organism: Alnus glutinosa
Lineage: Eukaryota; Viridiplantae; Streptophyta; Magnoliopsida; Fagales; Betulaceae
Exons: 11
Coding region: 184-2388 (734 amino acids)
Cellular component (GO): nucleus
Molecular function (GO): mRNA binding
Source: RefSeq, a predicted model, not a curated record
CACGCAAUCUAGUCCACACCCAAGUCCCAACAUCCAACGGGCGAGGUCGGUGAUAUAUCUAAAACCGCGACCUGUCUCAGCGGUUCUAAAAAUUUUCACCCACCAGUUCAUCCCUAAAAGCGUGCGGUUUCACUGCAUUUCCAAAACAAAAAAUCGCUUGUUUUGUCACUGCAAAACCCACAGAUGCCUCCACGAGCAGUGAAGCGACCUUCCACGGCCACCACCACUGCUCUCAAGAAGAAGCCAGCUAUCCGCCCAAACGACGCCGUAGCACGCCAACCCUCGGCCCCUCCUACUACAGAGAAAAAGGGAUCAGAAAUAUUGGAGCUUGAAGAUGGAGAUCGGCGGUUUGAAGCAGAAGAGAAUGCUGUUGAAAGUUUAGUGAUGGAAGAGAUUAUGGAUGGGAAUGAGGAAGAUCGGGUAGGGGGAAUUGAGGGAGACAACAUGAUUGAAGAAAUUAUUGAAGUUGAUGUGGAGGAAGAAGAGGAAGUGGAGGAAGAGGAAGAGGUGGUUGAGGAGUAUGUUGGAGAUGAGCAUGGAGAAGAAGUACAGGAAUAUGAGGAAGAGCAUCAUGAUGUGGUUAAAGAGAGGAGGAAGCGUAAGGAGUUCGAGGUCUUUGUGGGGGGAUUGGAUCGGGAUGCCACUGAGGAAGAUCUUAGAAAGGUUUUUAGUCAGGUGGGUGUGAUCACUGAAGUGAGACUUUUGAAGAACCCAGUAACUCAUAAGAACAAGGGCUUUGCUUUCUUGCGGUUUGCGACUGUUGAGCAGGCUAGACGUGCUAUUUAUGAGCUGAAGCAUCCAAUGGUUAAUGGGAAGCAAUGUGGGGUAGCUCCAAGUCAAGAUAGUGACACUCUCUUUGUUGGUAACAUAUGCAAGACCUGGGUAAAGGAGGAUCUGAAAGAAAAGCUCGCACAUUAUGGAGUUUAUAAAUAUGAAGACUUGACACUAGUGGAGGAUAUGAACAAUGAGGGGAUGAAUCGAGGGUUUGCUUUUUUAGAUUUCUCAAGCAGGGCAGAAGCCUUGGAAGCCUGCAAGCGAUUGCAAAAGAGGGAUGUUGUGUUUGGUACAGAUCGAACGGCAAGGGUUGCAUUUGCAGAUACAUUCAUUGAACCAGAUGAUGAAAUUAUGGCACAUGUAAGGACGGUAUUCCUUGAUGGUUUGCCUCCUGCUUGGGAUGAGGAUCGCGUCAGGAACCAUCUUAAAAAGUUUGGGAAGAUCGAGAAGGUGGAACUUGCUCGGAAUAUGCCAGCUGCUAAAAGAACUGAUUUUGGUUUUAUAACAUUUGACUCUCAUAAUGCUGCGAUGGCUUGUGUUGAUGCUGUGAAUAAUGCUGAACUUGGUGAAGGAGAUAGGAGGUUAAAGGUACGGGCAAGAUUGUCUAGGCCACGCCAGAGAGGUAAGUCAGCUAGACAGGCUCGAGGAGGCUAUGUUGUUGCAUAUGGCAGUGGCCGGGGUGGCAGGGAUUCCUGGGGCUCUAGUAGUUCUCGCAUUGAUCCUAGCAGGUCUAUAGAUCAUGGUGGGAGAAGCGUUCGAAGUUGUGGCAUGAUUGAUGGUGGCCCUAACCGAUCAUAUGGUUCAAGAGACAGAGAUGCAGUACUGUAUGGAGUUAGGAGUGGACGGCAAUUUUCUUCACCAGAGAAAUCGUAUGGUAGCAGGUCCAGUGGUUAUGGAAAGACCAGCUCAAAGAGGGACUACAUCCUGGAAGAUGAAUUAUUAACCCAGCCAUCUGAUUUUGGGAGAGUUCCUAUCAAUAGACACUCUUAUAGAGAUGCUUACCCUUCACAUGGAUCUGGGUACUUGGGAAGUCCUCCAAGGAAAGUUUCUCGUGCUGAUGCUCGUAGACCAUCUCCUCCUUAUGAUGAUUAUGGCUAUGGCAGAUACAUGGAACGAUCCUCUAACUAUCGUGAUGGUCAUACCAGUGAUUACAGUUCUAAUCCCAGCUCAAAGCGGUCCCAUUCUACAAUUGAGGAAGUUCACCCUCGUUAUGCUGAAGCUUCAAUUAGGCAAUCACGAGCUUCUUUUGAUUAUGGAGGAAGCAGUUCUGAAUUGGUUUACAGUGAUAAGUCUUAUGGAAGUAACUCUACAAGGCUGGGUCGUGGGUCUCGUCUUGUGUAUGAUGAUGGUAGUCGGAGAUCUUCAGGGCAUUCUCGUGGACUGUACGACACAAAAACAUCAACCAUUGGGUACAGAAGAGAUUCAGUUGUAACAGAUGAGAUUAGUAGAAGAGAUGCAGAAAGGGUGUAUUCCAGAUAUGGAAGGGACUAUAUGUCUAGGGAUUAUAUGCCUUCUCAAUCAGAUCUAGAUGCAGGUACAUACCCACCUGAGUACUCCACCCGUCAAUUGGAUGACAACUACGUACGUGGCAGAAGUUCUGGCUCAUAUUAUUAAGGUGAGUUUACGUGUGGUGAUUUUAGGACCUUGUAUGAAUGUUAUUCAGCCGAAUAAAAAGGACCUUCAAUGAAUGUGUAUCAAAUAGCACAUUUUGCAUCUAAAAACUAGCCUCUCAAGUUGGAGUGCUCCUUUGGAGGUUGAUUUAGUGGUUAUCUUGGAGACUCACUGCAUCAUUACCAGAAUGAUUUUGGUGUUGAGAGCAAGGCUUUUCAUUACUUGAAGACCUUCAGAGAAAAUGUUUGCCUUGUCCAAUUUAUCAUCUGUACUCCGAAGUUAAUUACUAAGAAAUUGGUAUUAACAUAGGAAGCUUUGAGGAUGAGAUCUGAAGUGGUAAGCUAUUUAGAGGAUAUUUGAAAACUACAAUGUCUUUGGCUCUUUGUUAACAAUGAAGAGGGAGAGAAUGAGAGAUUAUGGACUUGUGUACGUACAAAAUUGAAGCUCAUGCUGCUGAUUCUUCUGUUUGGCAUUGCCCAACUAGGUGGGUAAAUUAGAGUGUUAUAAAACAGCAAUAUUGUUUAUGGUCUUGAAUAUUUUGUGGAACUCCAGUUCUAAGCUUCACGGAAUGCUUUAUGUGAUGGAUAACAAAUUAUGGUCUUAAGUUAGUAUAACAAUUGAAGUGGGAUGAUGAGUAUCUAAAAUGAUUUUGUGGGAGUUGUCCCCCAAGGGUUUUCUGUACA